UGAAUUCCUGGCCAACUUGUACUGCGAACAACUUCCUUGUGAGGUCCAUUGGUCCUAUGUCAGUGACCUCCGCUAGUCCUAAAGAAAAGCUCACCUAGAUCGAUAUCAGCCCAAGUGCCAUGGCGGGUGAGAAGCGUCCCUUGCGGCCCGUGGCUUCUCCCUUACGGGUCUCCACGGCCUUUGGCGCCGACCGGAAGGCGGCAUGUGCCAAAGUGGCCAAGGUGGCCAAAGUGGCCAAGGUGGCCAAGGUGGCCAAGGUGGCCAAGGUGGCCAAGGUGGCCAAGGUGGCCAAAAAAGUCGCCAAGGUCGUCAAAGUGGUCAAAGUGGCGAAGGAAUUCGCCAAGGCACCGACAGGUCGAUCAGUGAAACCGGGAGUGAAGUCCGUGAAGCUGGUGAUUCGCCGACGCGUCGAACGAGUCGAACGAGUCGAACGAGUCGAACACACCGCAGAAAACGACACAGUGCAGAAGGCACUGGAGCUCUACGAGACUUUGCAUUCCGAAUAUGUCAAGACCACCACGGAGAAGCAGGACUAUGCCUUGGCGCGAGAGCUUUGUGCGAAGCAAGUGACGAAGAUCUACAGCCAACUUCACCGCAUUGCGCUGGAGCUGCUGGAGUCGGUCGCAGAACAAGAUCAAGCUUCGAACUACCGGGUCCUCAAGUUCAGGGGCGAAGCGACUGACCGCCGGCGGCGCCUGAGUAGUCACCUGGCGCUGGCGCGGAAAACUUCGCAGGGGCAGAAGAGGGACGCGCUGUGUGCCAUCCUGGCUGCGCUUUGUUGCCGCUUGCAGAAGAACUGGCUGGCUGCCUGGGAUGAUGAGGCUCACGGAAAUGCAGUGACUGCCAGUGCCGUUGCGAAAUGGAUUGGACUGUAG
Molecule: messenger RNA, 875 nt
Organism: Cladocopium goreaui
Lineage: Eukaryota; Dinophyceae; Suessiales; Symbiodiniaceae
Source: the annotation of a GenBank genome assembly